This is a messenger RNA of Drosophila innubila, 1655 nucleotides long. RefSeq lists its product as uncharacterized. NCBI's taxonomy places the organism in Eukaryota, Metazoa, Arthropoda, Insecta, Diptera, Drosophilidae. The transcript is spliced from 4 exons. The record is from RefSeq and is a predicted model, not a curated record. Bases 303 to 1274 code for a protein of 323 amino acids.
UCGGUUCGAACUCAACGCGCCAAGUCGAAAAGUUUUAAGUCGCGGCAAUUGCGUGACGCGAGCGAAUAAAUUCGAAGUCAAAAGCCGACGAAGCCGAAAUUGCAGUCGCUGUCGCUGUCGCUGUCGUCGUCGUUCGCAGUCGAAACACGAAUCGUCAAGUUGCGGUCAAACUGUGCGUGAAAUUGAGAUUUUAGCAAGAGACAGCAAGUUAGCGAAAGAGAGAAAGAGAGAGACACAUUAUAAACAAGGAGUUUAACUUGAUCUUCUUUUGCCGCACGCGUUUCUAUCAAGGAGAUGCCAUAAUGGAGCCAAUGACCAUGUUGGUGUUGGCCUUCCAGCUGCUGGCGCUCUUCUCGAUCGCCGGUGCGCUGUUGAUCUAUCUGAUAUGCAAGGUGCGGGAGGAGAGUCAGGCGUGCAAUGCGGAGCAGCAGCCGAGCCGUGUGGUGUUGGUCACCAGUGCGGAUACAGCGCUGGGAUUGCAACUGUGCACGUAUCUGGCGAAUAAGGGAUGUCGGGUGUUUGCCGGAAUGAAGGAGGCGAGAGAUUCGUUGCCGGCGAAAUUGCUUUGUGGCUGGAUGAAGAUACGGGAAUAUAGCGAGGAGCCGAUUAGUGGCACCAUCAUUCCAAUGCGACUAGAUGUCACACGCGAAGAUGUGUUGCGUGAGGCAACCAUCGCCAUGGGCGCCCAUCUGAAUGCCAAUGAACGUGGCAUUGCCGCCGUCAUCAACACGAGCGGAAGUGUCUAUCGCGGUCGUGUCGAGUCACAGGAUGUCCAACAAUGGGAGCACAUGCUCAAGACCAACAUUCUGGGUACACUGCGUGUGGCAAAAGCAUUUGUCGGUUUCCUUCGUCCCACACGCGGUCGUCUUCUUUAUCUGGGCGGCAGCACAGCAGGUGCAAGUAUGGGAGGCGAUGGUUUGGUCGCCUUCAAUGCAUCCCGUGUGGCCGUCGAGAAGUGUGCCGAGGAGUUGCGCAAGGAGCUGCAACCCUAUGGUGUCAACAUUGUGGCACUUGACACAUGUGGCAUGACCGUCGAGUCGCUUUACAAGGCGCCAGUUGCUCAGACCAUCUCACAGUGUCCCGGUGCUCCCACCCAGUAUACGGCGGAUGUGCUUAGUGCCAGUGCCCUGCAGGUGAUCGAGCGGGCGCUCUGGGAUUAUACGCCGCAGCAGCGCUACACGUUGCUCUCCCACAACAAGUAUCAAUUCACGUUGCCAUGCCGCUCCUCGUUGCGCCUCCAUCGACCCAGCGAGGCUGCCACGCAGUCCGUCUAAAGUGGAAGCCGGAACUGGAGCUGGCAAACAAUUGAUUGAAGCUACUAUUUGCGUGUCUUUUACAAUAAUUUCUGUACAUAUGUAACUCAAGCACAAUCUACGUCUCUUUCUCUAUCUUAACUGUAUUUGUAACCGUAUCCGAGUCUGGAUCUAUGUAUUCGUAUCUGUAUCUUUAACUCUUCGAUCUACUUACAUUUUUUUAUCAACAUUUUUUUUGCUGAUUAUUAUGAUUAUGAUUACGUUUUUUUUAUAAAGACAAGUUUACAUUAUGCUGCAUUUUAUUUGUAGACCUGUUGUAGACGCUGCCUGGUUCGGGAUUUGGCGGCAACCAUUGCGUAUACAUAAUGUUACGAUUUAUACACAAUAAAUAAUAUACAAACA